Messenger RNA from Spodoptera litura, 2023 nucleotides. RefSeq names its product organic cation transporter protein-like. Lineage: Eukaryota; Metazoa; Arthropoda; Insecta; Lepidoptera; Noctuidae. The record is from RefSeq and is a predicted model, not a curated record. Gene Ontology annotation, molecular function: transmembrane transporter activity. Gene Ontology annotation, cellular component: membrane. Gene Ontology annotation, biological process: transmembrane transport.
CAUCUACCCUAUUGUAAUUCGUAGACAAUAUUGAACAAAGUAUAAAUUACCGAGAGAUUAUGAACCUUCAACCGAAGCCGAAGGUGGUGGCGAUUGCCGAUUAAUCGGCUUUGGCUUCGGCUAAAAAUAGAACUUCGGUUUAGUAGGUUUAGUAGGUAUAACCGACACUUCCUUAUGAUCUGUGCUUAUUAUAGGUACUCCUUGCUUCCCAUAAAUUUACUAUACUCGUUGCUCCUUGCACAAAACCAAAGAGUAUAAUUAUUAUUUAUAGUGGGGAACACAAAACAUUGAAACAUACUUAGACCGGUAAUGACAGAUAAUAUUGUUUCGAUUUCAAUAUAAUUUCGAUAUAAUUAUGUAAAAUAAAUUUUGUUAAACGUAACGGAAAAACGCGUAAAUCCUGUUUGAAAUGUUUAUUUUCUCAAAUUUGUAUGAGUAUAUUUGGGGCACAGCCCAAGGAAAAGACAAACCUCAAGAUUUAAUUCUACAAAUCACUGGAUCAUUUGGCAAAUAUCAAUUAUGGCUUUUUGUGCUAUUAUGUUUAACAAAGAUCACCAUCGCAUUUCAUCAACUUGCCAUUAUAUUUCUUGCUCCUCCAACUCAAUUUUUUUGCGUAUCUACUCAAACCCUGAAUGGUUGCCCUUGCGAUGACCCAAUAUAUGAUACAAGGAUAUUUCCUAGAACAAUAAUCACGGAAUUCAAUUUAAUCUGUAAAAAGAAAUGGUUAACCAGUUUCUCUCAGUUAGCUUUUCAAGCAGGCACGCUAGUUGGAAGUAUGUUUUUUGGAAUGGUUGCCGACAAAUUCGGUAGAAGGAUGCCCUUAAUAGGGGCUUGUAUUCUCCAAUUUGUUUGUGCAUUUGGUUCAGCCUUUUUACCAACUUUUGAACUGUUUACUUUAUUUAGAUUUGGGAUCGGUAUAUCAGUAGGCGGAACAAUGGUUAUUAGUUUUGUAAUCUUAAUGGAAUUCAUUGGUCCAGCACAUAGAGAGAUUCUCUCUGCUUUGUAUCAAGCACCUUUCAACGUGGGUUGCAUAGUACUGCCAUGGGUUGCGUAUUACUACAGAGAUUUUAAAAAUUUACAAAUAGCCCUAUCGACACCGACUCUCCUUUGUCUUAUCUAUUUCUAUUCUUUACCGGAGACACCGAGGUGGUUAAUAGCAAAACACAAAACUGAAAGAGCUAUUAUAAUAUUACAACAUGUUGCUAAAGUAAAUGGACGCCCUGUCGAAAAUGUGCGAGCAAUGGUUGAAGUUCAUCAAUUAGCUGCAUCGAGACAAAAAGUAAACCAAGGCACCACAGCUGAUUUAUUUCGAACGCCAAAUCUUCGAAAACGCAUUCUGGCUAUGGCAUUUAAUUGGUUGACAUGCUCGUACUGUUUUUAUGGGGUAUCGCAAUAUGUUGGCCAACUAAGUGGUGAUAUUUUUAUUAAUGUAACUUCCAGUUCUGCGGUUGUAUUGUGUGGUACUUUACUGUCUAUACCUAUGAUGAAAAUGAUGGGUAGGAAGACCAUAUUAUUAACUUGUCAUUUCAUUUGUUCAACGUGCUUAUUUAUUUUGGCAUUUGCGGAAGGUGUUCUGUCUGUAUUUUGUGCUACUGUCGGAGUCGUAACUAGCUUCAUCGUGUUUGUGGUUGUUUAUUUGAUGUGUGGAGAGUUAUUCCCCACUGUAGUUCGAAACUGUGCAGUCGGUUUGUCAUCUAUGUCGGCUAGGAUCGGUUCCAUGGUAGCUCCUUUUGUACUAGAUUUAAAAGACAUCCAUCCCUCACUGACUGCAAUCACAUUCGCAGUGAUCCCAUUGAUAGCCUUUUUUGUAACGCUACUUUUACCCGAAACUAAAGGGUGUGAACUCACGGCUACUUUAGAGGAAGGUGAAAAAGCGUUUACAACAUCAACAAAAAAAUAAGCAGAUGCAGUAAAGAUUUUCUUAGACAGCUAACAAUAAAUCUAGUGCCGAUUUGAUAAAACUGUCUUUCCCUAUUGUGGGGCUUUACAAGUUGCCAAUUUCUAACAUCAACAGCCUAUAAGU